AGGAAGGUCAGGCCGGGAGUACAGCUUGUUUUCCUGUAAUGGCGGAUCGCGGAGAGGCGGACGGCAUAGCAAGAUUUAACGACAACAGGAUGGCGCAGCAGCAGACCUUGCGGUUCCGUGGCCCCGCCCCUCCCCCCAACCCCGUGAUGCGCGGGCCCCCUCCCCUGAUGAGACCCCCGCCGCCGCCCUUCGGCAUGAUGAGGGGGCCCCCGCCCCCGCCGCGGCCACCUUUCGGGCGCCCGCCCUUCGACCCCAGCAUGCCCCCCAUACCUCCGCCGGGAGGGAUGCCGCCACCCAUCGGCCCCCCGCACCUGCAGAGACCGCCUUUUAUGCCUCCACCCAUUGGCAACAUGCCCCCCCCUCCAGGAAUGAUAUUUCCCCCUGGAAUGCCCCCUGUGCCUACACCUGGCACCCCUACACUGCCCCCAGCUGAGGAGAUCUGGGUGGAAAACAAAACCUCUGAGGGAAAGGUGUAUUACUACAACGCGCGGACGCGGGAGUCUUCCAGCGCGGCCGCCCCCGUGUCCACGCAGCCCGCCUCCACCGCGCUGGCCACCAGCACCGCCUGCAGCACCACCUCCUCCCCCGCCGUCUCGCAGCCCGUGGCCGCUUCUGCUGCCCCGGAGAUGAGCCCCGCGGUGACGGCCCCCAGCAGCGCGGCGGCGGCGGCUGUCAGCGUUUCCACGGCCACGGUGACGCCGGUGCAGGCCGUGCCGCAGGCCCUGCCCCAGAGCCUCCCGACGGCGCUGCCCCACACAGUGCCGCAGCCCACCGCUGCCAUCCCCGCCUUCCCGCCCGUCAUGGUGCCUCCGUUCCGAGUGCCCCUGCCUGGCAUGCCCAUCCCUCUGCCUGGUGUAGCAAUGAUGCAGAUAGUCAGCUGCCCCUAUAUAAAGACAAUCGCUCCCAACAAAAACGGUGUCCUACCAGGCAUGGCUCCUCCCAUAGUGCCAAUGAUGCACCCCCAGGUGGCAAUCGCAGCGGCCCCUGCUGCCCUCGCGGGGGCGCUGCCCCUUUCGGAGUGGUCAGAGUACAAGACUGCGGAUGGCAAGACCUACUACUACAACAACAGGACCCUGGAGUCGACCUGGGAUAAGCCCGAGGAGCUGAAAGAGAAAGAAAACCUGUUUUUUUUUCCAGUGUUUCCGAUGGUAGAAAAAGAAGCAGAGAAGCCCAAAGAGCCCGGGAAACAGGCGCAGGAGGAGGUUGAGCCAAUGGACAUGGAGGAGGAGGAGCCUAAAGUUGAGCCCCCAAAAGAGAUCAAAGAGGAGCCGAAGGAGGAGGAGAUGACGGAGGAGGAGAAAGCAGCUCAGAAAGCGAAGCCUGUGGCCACGUCCCCCAUCCCAGGAACACCCUGGUGUGUGGUGUGGACUGGGGAUGACAGGGUGUUCUUUUACAACCCCACCACUCGCCUUUCCAUGUGGGACCGGCCCGAGGAGCUGGUGGGCCGAGCCGAUGUAGACAAGAUCAUCCAGGAGCCGCCGCACAAGAAGGGCCUGGAUGAGAGCCGGAAAAUGGGGCUUAGUAAGGAGGAGCUGGAAUCUGCAGCAGAGGAAGCGAUGGAUGAUGAACCUGUAAAGGCAAAGAAGAGGAAGAAGGAUGAAGUGAAAGAGGCGGACACAGAGAAAGAGGCAGCUAUGGAGGCAGAGAUCAAAGCCGCCCGAGAGCGGGCCAUUGUGCCCCUGGAAGCCCGCAUGAAACAAUUCAAGGACAUGCUGCUGGAGAGAGGGGUUUCAGCCUUCUCAACAUGGGAAAAGGAGCUUCAUAAGAUUGUGUUUGAUCCCCGAUAUCUACUACUCAAUCCUAAGGAAAGGAAGCAGGUUUUUGACCAGUAUGUGAAGACCAGGGCGGAGGAGGAGAGGAAGGAGAAGAAGAAUAAAAUCAUGCAGGCCAAGGAGGAGUUCAGACGGAUGAUGGAGGAAGCCAAACUGAACCCCCGGACGACCUUCAGUGAGUUUGCAACGAAGCAUGCAAAGGAGUCGCGGUUUAAAGCCAUCGAGAAGAUGAAGGACCGAGAGGCCAUAUUCAUAGAGUUCAUGACCGCUCUCAGAAAGAAGGAGAAGGAGGACUCCAAAACGCGGGGAGAGAAGGUGAAGCAUGAUUUCUACGAGCUGCUGUCAGACCACCACAUUGAUGGUCAGCUGCGCUGGAGCAAAGUGAAAGACAAACUGGAGAGCGAUCAUCGUUACAAGGCAGUGGAGAGCUCGGCUAUGAGGGAAGAGUUAUUCAAGCAGUACGUGGAGAAACAGGCUAAGAAUUUAGACUCGGACAAAGAGAAGGAGCUGGAACGGCAGGCUCGGAUCGAGGCUAGCCUUCGGGAGAGGGAGAGGGAAGUGCAGAAAGCUCGCUCCGAACAGACCAAGGAGAUUGACCGGGAGAGAGAGCAGCACAAGAGAGAGGAGGCCAUCCAGCACUUCAAGGCUCUCUUGUCCGAUAUGGUGCGCUCCUCAGACGUUUCUUGGUCAGACACCCGGCGGACACUCCGAAAGGACCAUCGCUGGGAGUCGGCAUCCCUGCUGGAGCGGGACGAGAAGGAGAAGCUCUUCAACGAGCACAUCGAGUCGCUCACCAAGAAGAAGAAGGAGCACUUCAGGCAGCUGCUGGACGAAACCACGUCGAUAACGCUAACAACAACGUGGAAAGAAGUGAAAAAGAUUAUUAAGGAAGACCCUCGCUGUAUCAAGUUUUCGAGUAGCGACCGGAAAAAACAGAGGGAGUUUGAAGACUACAUCAAAGACAAAUACAUCACAGCCAAAGCAGACUUCAGAACGCUUCUGAAAGAAACAAAGUUCAUCACAUACAGAUCCCGGAAAUUGAUACAGGAGUCAGACCAGCACCUGAAAGACGUUGAAAAGAUCCUGCAGAACGAUAAGCGGUACCUGGUGCUGGACUGCGUGCCCGAGGAGCGCCGCAAGCUCAUCAUGGCGUACAUCGAGGACCUGGACCGCCGGGGGCCCCCUCCUCCCCCCACGGCGUCCGAGCCCACGCGCCGCUCCACCAAGUAAUGGCGCGCGCCAGUCUGGCCGGCCGGCCCCUGCCGCCCUCCACCUCGGCGCGCGCUAUGCAUGAGCCAUCCAGAAGACGUGUAAACGCACAGUAUUAACUGUAUGUUGUGUCACACCAUGGAAUAUCCCCGUAUUUAUAGAAACCAAAUGUGAUCAUUGUCAAUACGGUAGCGCUCGGGAACGCAAGCUGUUUCAGAUUAAUUAUUCCAGGUAGCGAUGAAAACCAGGUUAUUUCAGAAGGGAUUGCCCACAAGCAUAUAUAUAUAGAAGUGAAUAUAUAUUGCUGUUACAACAUCUGUGGUUCUGCAACCUGUAAAAAGAAUUUGAUAAUGGGUAUGUAUAUAUCUAUAUAUAUAUUCAGUCGUUCAUGUGACAGAUGGCUGUGCAGGUGGCGGCCUUUUGAAAGAGUCGUCAUUGUACCAAUACAGUUUGAAUGUUUAAAUGUUUCUACGGUCAUAAUGUUUAAUUUGGACUUGUUGCUAUGUUUCUGUACAAGUUUACUGGAAUAAAGGCAACCUCCCACUGUUUUUUUUUUU
Molecule: messenger RNA, 3538 nt
Organism: Lepisosteus oculatus (spotted gar)
Lineage: Eukaryota; Metazoa; Chordata; Actinopteri; Semionotiformes; Lepisosteidae
Source: RefSeq, a predicted model, not a curated record